AUGCUACAUAGGACCCAUACGGUUCGCCGUCCUGCUGCAGAAGUGCACCGUCUUGUGAGUGUGUGUUUGCUGUGUGCGUGUGGUGGUGUGCGCUUGUUUGGAGUCAGAGCCGGUUCUAACAUGAAGAGAAGCAAGAAGGACGACGGAGCUGCAGACGGGGAGAACGGCUCAACCAAAAAAGCCAAGCCUUCCAAGGAGCCGGAAGCCCCAAUCCUCUAUGAAGACCCUCCAGACAAACUGAGCAGUAAAGAUGGGAAAGAGGCCAACCUGAAGAUCACCUCCUGGAACGUGGACGGGCUCCGGGCCUGGGUGAAGAAGAAGGGCCUGGAUUGGGUGAGUGAGGAGGCCCCAGACGUCCUGUGCCUUCAGGAGACCAAAUGUGCGGAGAAGGACCUGCCCAAAGACAUCACCUCCUUGGACGAGUACCCGCACAAGUACUGGGCGACCGCCGAGGACAACGCAGGCUACAGCGGCGUGGCCAUGCUCUGCAAGACCGAGCCCAUCAAGGUCACCUAUGGCAUUGGCAAAGAAGAGCAUGACAAAGAGGGCCGCGUCAUCACCGCUGAGUUUCCCGACUACUUCCUGGUCACUGCGUACGUGCCGAACGCCGGGAAGGGCCUGGUGCGCCUGGACUACCGCAAGACCUGGGACGAGGACUUCCAGGCCUACCUGAGCGGUCUGGACCAGCAGAAGCCCCUGGUGCUGUGCGGCGACCUGAACGUGGCACACCAGGAGAUCGACCUCAAGAACCCCAAGGGCAACAAGAAGAACGCCGGGUUCACGCCCCAGGAGCGAGAGGGCUUUGACAAGCUUCUCGCCGCGGGCUUUUUCGACAGCUUCCGCACGCUGUACCCGGACCAGCAGUAUGCCUACACCUUCUGGACCUACAUGAUGGGCGCCCGCGGGAAGAACGUGGGCUGGCGCUUGGAUUACUUCGUGCUGUCGUCGGCGCUCCUGCUCAAACUGUGCGACAGCAAAAUCCGCGGCAAGGCCAUGGGCAGCGACCACUGCCCCAUCACGCUGCAUCUGGCCCUUUAA
Knipowitschia caucasica is the source of this 1038-nucleotide messenger RNA. The record is from the annotation of a GenBank genome assembly. Lineage: Eukaryota; Metazoa; Chordata; Actinopteri; Gobiiformes; Gobiidae.